UGGACAACUGUCAAUGCAGACUGACCAAAAUAGAAAAUGCUUUCUUCGCUAGCUAAUACUGUUGGUAUUAGGAGCUGUUGCAUGCUAUCGAGCUAUUGCUCAAUUAAAUUCAAUUUAGUGAGAAGGAUUUUUCCACCGUCCACGAGACAAAGUUCGAACUUCGCGCUUCUGCACCGAUACAGGAUGAACGUUGCGUAUUUUCGUCAACUACCCAACGAGGGACAGUGUGAAAUCACGUUUCAUUUGGCCAGCGACAGAUACAGAAUUGAUAAAGUGUUUAAUUUCUGUCGUAAUAUUACGGAAAAUAUCGAUGCUAGCUUGGAGCGAAUGAAAGCUAACAUUGAGAAGGAGGUAAAGAAAAAAGUUAACAAAAAGAAGAAAAACAAAUCCGCUCCACCGAUGCCUCAAGCGGACACAACAGAACAUGUCCAGGAGGGACUGCCGGCUGUGGAAGUAAGUUUUUUCGAUUAUCUGAAGAAACAAGAUAUCAAAGACAUGACCAUCUCAGACCUGUUAAUCAAACUGGAAGACACGGAUCAGAUCAUUCUGAAAAUAUUGGACGACGAAUUCCGGAUAGAUUUCAAUUCUCCUUCAGUUCAGAUUAUCACGUUGCCACAGUCCAUACUGGCGGGAUUCUAUGUUUACCCAUCGAAGCUCGAAAUGGUGUUUGCUGAGAAGGAACUGUCCGAGUUUGAGUGGUUUCGUGGCGCGAUGCCAAAAUCGAACAAUGCUAGACAAAUCGAAUGGCAUUCAGUUGGGAAAGGAUUCUCAUAUCUGGCAAAAUCCGAAGAUAUCGGCUGCCACUUGAAGGUGGUUUGUACUCCCAAAAACUCCCAGAAAACAGGUGCUCAGUCAGAGAUAGUUUCGACGACGAAAGUAGAAGCCGGUCCCGGUCAGUGUCCCUUCGAAGUGCGCCAUCUGUUCACUCAAAACAAGCUUAGCAAUGAAUUUCAGUUCAGAGUUAUGACCUACAAUAUUCUGGCAGACACGUACGCAGACAGUGAUUACAGUCGAACUGAAUUAUUCGGCUAUUGCCCCAAUUAUGCCCUGCACAUUGACUAUCGAAAGCAAUUGUUCAUUAAGGAGAUCCUCGGUUACAAUGCGGAUAUUGUAUGCCUUCAAGAGGUGGAUCGAAAGAUAUAUGACCUAGACUUGCUGCCUAUACUGCAGUUAAAAGACAUCGAUGGACAUUAUAAGGCAAAGGGGAAAACCACAGAAGGAUUAGCGACUUUUUUCAACAUGGAUCGUUUCGAGGUGCUGGACAGACAAGGCAUCACGAUAGGAGAAAAUUUGGAAACACUCGAAGUCUUCGAAGGUCUCUGGAGCCGUAUUAAAGGCAAUGACAAACUAGCGGAAAGGAUCAAAGCUCGCUCCACGGCUAUCCAGGUUACAUUAUUGCGUUCCCGUCAGAAUCCGCUGAAGCACCUUCUAGUGGCCAACACACACUUCUACUUCCAUCCCGACGCGGAUCACAUCCGGCUAUUGCAGGGUGGCUUUUCGAUGCUUUACGUGCGCGAUUUGUACGAACGGUUCGAACGCGAUCUAAAGCUGGACAGAGACCACUUUGCGAUAUUGUUUUGUGGUGACUUCAACAGUGUGCCAGAGUGUGGAAUGUACCGUUUGAUGACGGAACGGUUCGUCGGAGACGAUAUGGCCGAUUGGCAGAGCCACGAGGAAGAGGCUGUACGCGGUGUAACACUUUCGCAGCCCUUUCUCUUCCAAUCGGCAUGUGGCUGUCCGAAGUUCACCAAUUACACGGUUGGAUUUCAAGCCUGCAUUGAUUUCAUCUACUACCAGAGUGAUGCGUUACGAGUAAACGACGUGGUUCCUCUGCCGAGUGAGGAGGAACUGUUGGCAUACGAAGCAAUCCCAUCGCCUGUGUUUCCAUCAGAUCAUAUUGCUCUGGUGGCCAGUCUCGAGUGGAAUCAAAAAGCAUCCACUACGGACUGUCUCCGGUCUCCUGCCAUCAACACCAGCUGCCUCUGUCUGCGCCGAAAUUGGAGAACCUCCUUUCGAUCUGAUCAUAGACUCGGCGAUCGUAGCCAGGACUGCCAGUUUCUUGUCGAAAACCAACGGUAGAGGGGAGACGCACGCCAACCUCCCCCCAGUGGCAAAACAAUCCUGGUUUGGUGCGAACGACUGGAGGUUCCCAACUGUUCUCGUCGAGAACGGUAUUAGGGACAACUUUCGAGCCAGGGCGAGCUCGAUCGGUCUGCUAGAAUAUUUCAAGGCCAUCAUAGCAGAAAAAUACCAUCUCCACGAGAUCAGAUACUCGGACGGCUCAAAAGGACCAUCGGGAGUUGGAUUUGGGGUAAGCGAUAAUAAUAAUAGUCUGAUUUCCAGCAAGAAACUCGCGGACAUCUGCCAGGUCUUCUCGGCCGAAGUGGCCGGCAUCUUCGAGGCAACUACAACUUCAUCUUCCA
Messenger RNA from Toxorhynchites rutilus septentrionalis, 2423 nucleotides. RefSeq names its product 2',5'-phosphodiesterase 12. Gene Ontology annotation, molecular function: 3'-5'-RNA exonuclease activity. The transcript is spliced from 3 exons. Gene Ontology annotation, biological process: nuclear-transcribed mRNA catabolic process, deadenylation-dependent decay. The record is from RefSeq and is a predicted model, not a curated record. Bases 37 to 2079 code for a protein of 680 amino acids. NCBI's taxonomy places the organism in Eukaryota, Metazoa, Arthropoda, Insecta, Diptera, Culicidae. Gene Ontology annotation, cellular component: mitochondrion.